UACAGAGCAGAAAAGAGCACUACUACAACAAAAUACACACACACGCCAUUCCCAUUCCCAUUCCCAUUCCCACCAUUAGCCCAAAAACUUUAAAUGAGGCCAACCCCUCCACUCCUGUUCCUUCAUUGAUAACAGUAACACCAGUAUCAGUUUUGCAGGCGCCGUUCUCCUCUUUUCUUACACCCUACAUACACCAUCACCCUCUCUCUCUCUCUCUCUCUAUAUAUAUAUAUAUAUACAUACAAACACAAACAUAGAAAUUGAAUAUAUUGAUGUAGAUAUAUAUUAGUAUUACAUGUAUGGUCAUAUAUAUAUAUACACACACUACAGAAUACAGAGAUCUUUCUCCCUGAUAUCCUGAUGAACCCUUCUCCACCACUAUCUUUAUAACAUACAGAUUCUACCCAAAACUUUCAAUUUCAAACCCAACAAAAUAUAAGUCAUGUUGGAUGCUUCAGAGGUUCCGGGGUGGUUGUCGGCCCUCUUGACGGAGAAGUUCUUCAAUGCCUGCAUAAUUCACGAGGACGCAAGGAAAAAUGAAAAGAACGUCUUUUGCUUGGACUGCUGUGAGGGAAUUUGCCCUCACUGCUUCAUCAGUCACCGCUCUCACCGCCUUCUACAGAUAAGGAGGUAUGUGUAUCACGAUGUUAUAAGGCUUGUCGAUGCUGAUAAACUGAUGGACUGUGCUCAAGUGCAAUCUUAUACCACUAACAGUGCAAAAGUAGUAUUCUUGAAUCAGAGGCCUCAGACAAGGCCACCGAGAGCUUCCGGCAACCUCUGCAUCACUUGUGACAGGAACCUGCAAGAAUCCUCUCUUUUCUGCUCUCUCUCCUGCAAGCUUCAACAUAUACUCAGAAGUGGGUGCAAGCUCUCUAUGUAUCUUCGCAAAUGUGAAUUUCUGGCUCUGCCUGAACCGGGUCUAGACGAUGGACAGAUGACGCCUGACUCGGUGCUUGAACAUGCUGGUUCCAUGAGGACGGAAUCCGGUUCAAGCAGCGGUGGCGGAGCCGGGUUAAUAGAAUGCCCUAACCUUAGCUGCACAGCGACGACAGAGGUUGUGAAAAAGAAAAGAAGCAAUCUACCAGGCUGCCGGUCCGCGAUGAGACCCGCUUGUAGACCAGCUAAUGAAAUCUCAGAGUCGAUGAUGAACCGGAGGAAGGGUACGCCGCACCGGUCUCCGCUUCAUUGAUAUGUGUACUGACUGAGUAGUGGUUGAUGGGAGAGGGGAACUUAAGUAAAAAGGGUGGUUGAGGGCAAAAUCGGUAUUUGAACUUUAUCUACCAAGGGCAUUUUAGGGUUAUGACCUGACCUCCCAAAUUUUGUAGAGUACACUUGUUUUCCCCUCCCCCUGUUCGAUACUAAGUUAUAAAUGGUUACUUUCUACUUGCUUCU
Sesamum indicum (sesame) is the source of this 1392-nucleotide messenger RNA. RefSeq names its product PLATZ transcription factor family protein. NCBI's taxonomy places the organism in Eukaryota, Viridiplantae, Streptophyta, Magnoliopsida, Lamiales, Pedaliaceae. Gene Ontology annotation, molecular function: zinc ion binding. The record is from RefSeq and is a predicted model, not a curated record.